UUCAAUACAAGACUUUUCAGAGAAGGAUCAGUGAUUCAUAAUGUCUCUGGUCGGAGAUUUAUUAUCGGAUCUCGGAGCUGAGAACGGAGCAGAUCACAACCAGUCCAGUAGUAACCAUCCUAUUUUAAACAGUUCGCUCCAGGUGGAGGCUGAAUCCGACCUCGAGGAUUUAGAACUCAGUUUAAGAGCUUUGGAAAAACUUGAUAGAUCCUCUCCAGAUCUAUGGCCGGAGCAGAUACCUGGAGUAAACCAGUUCAUUCCAGCUACUCCAACAACCAAUCAAUCCUCACCUAGUCAGCCUGGAGAAUGGUUACAAGGGUUGACUAAGGAUGAUAUGGAACUAUUAAUGCAGCUUGGAACCCUGUCUGUUCCCGAUAUACUAAACGAAGUUAGAAAACUACAGAACCUGGCUUACCAGCUGGGACAGGAGGAGUCAAAGGAAAUGACAAGAGGGAAGUACCUGAAUAUUCUGAGGAGAAGGCACAACACGUAGCAUUUCCUUAAAUUAUUAAUCGUUUAUUCUAUGAAUGAAUUGUUUAUUAAUUUCUCUCCAGUGUUUAUUUAACUAUUAUCAUUACUACUACUACUAGAUUUUUUAAAUACUGUCUGUUAACAUUGUUAGUGAUAUCAAAAAACUUUUUUUUGUAUUGUGAACCAGAAAAAUCCGUGUUUGAAACUCAAUACCGUCAAAAAUACGUUUGACCUUGUAUGUAUUUCAGA
This is a messenger RNA of Eurytemora carolleeae, 720 nucleotides long. RefSeq names its product protein lin-52 homolog (gene lin-52). Gene Ontology annotation, cellular component: DRM complex. Bases 41 to 493 code for a protein of 150 amino acids. The transcript has 3 exons. NCBI's taxonomy places the organism in Eukaryota, Metazoa, Arthropoda, Copepoda, Calanoida, Temoridae. The record is from RefSeq and is a predicted model, not a curated record. Gene Ontology annotation, biological process: regulation of DNA-templated transcription.